This is a messenger RNA of Scylla paramamosain (green mud crab), 10101 nucleotides long. Its product is annotated as serine-rich adhesin for platelets-like. NCBI's taxonomy places the organism in Eukaryota, Metazoa, Arthropoda, Malacostraca, Decapoda, Portunidae. The record is from RefSeq and is a predicted model, not a curated record. The transcript has 3 exons. Bases 4783 to 7938 code for a protein of 1051 amino acids.
UUAGAUGGUGAAACGUUGGAAUCAAUUUCUUUGUAGUAUUUUUCAUGACUAUGGAAUACAAAAUCUUAUUAUUUUUAUUCUCAUUCUUUUUCUCCUCCUUUUUAUCUUUCUUGUCAGCAUCGUUAUUAGUGCUGCUGUUCUUGUUGUCAGUAACUUUCAAGGGACCAAUUUCACAAGACCCGAGACAAGGGUGGAGGGGCAGACAGGUACAGGAGGCGACACUCUGAGCUGAACACGCCUGACGUAUUGACUCAAAAGUGUUCACUGACGGCAUUUUCAUCAACGCUAGACAGCAACUGGACGGACGCGUUGACGAGCUGAUCAGAAAAAAAGAAAAAAAAGUAUAAACGAUUUUUGUACACCGCUAUAGUCUCCUCUCGUGUGUGUGUGUGUGUGUGUGUGUGUGUGUGUGUGUGUGGUGGGGGGGCGCCGCUCUGGUGGUAUAGAACCUUUAUUUUUCUAAUAUUUUGUACCUCUAAUGUACGAAAAAUUUUAGAAUAUCAUAAUAAAAGCAGGUCUUUCAUAUUUCCAUUAAUGUCAUUUUGAAUUUCCAGCCUCCGGUGUGUUUUAUUACUUUUUUUAUCGUUUUAAUGAUUUUAUAAUGUGCGAGAAUUUUUUAAUAUCAGAUAAGCGUCAGUUUCAUAUUUUUCAUUCCUGUCAUUUUAAAAGUUUAUCGUCCAACGCAAUGUUAUUAUUUUUUUUAAUUCUCUCUCUCUCUCUCUCUCUCUCUCUCUCUCUCUCUCUCUCUCUCUCUCUCUCUCUCUCUCUCUCUCUCUCUCUCUCUCUCUCUCUCUCUCUCUCUCUCUCUCUCUCUCACGUACCCCUCAUCCGUCCAAACCUUUAGUAUCGUUUAGCCUUUCCUCCUCUUUCCGUCUCGCCUUUCCACUCUCCCUCUCCUCCCUCCCCUCCGCUUUUUUUUUUUUUUUUUUAGAUUACCGGACACCUCAUCCUCUCAACUAAUCUGUAUCACAACGUCUUACUUCGGCUGCGUCCGCCAGGGGUCGCCACAGCGGAUCACUCGUCUCCACUUCACGUCUUCUGCGUCUUCUGUUUAUCUCAUCACCCUCAUCUCUUCCUUCACUGCAUCCAUAAACUUUGCUUUUAGUGUUAUUCUGUUUACCCUGUAUUUGUUAUCCCUUCCUUCAAUGCAUCCAUAAACCUUCAAUUUAGUCUACCUCUCUAUCUCUUUGAAGUUCUGUUUAUCCUAUCACCCUUUCUUCACUGAGUCCAUAAACGUUGCAUUUAGUUUUCCUUGCUUCCUCCGGGCUGGUUGGUAUGGUGUUGGCGUGAAGCAUGUUUCGGUGUGUGUGUGUGUGUGUGUGUGUGUGUGUGUGUGUGUGUGUCUGUGCGUGUGUCAUUUCACUGUAUCAAUAUCCAUGUAAGUGAAUCUAUGGAGUUGUUCCACUGCUUUGAAUUUCUUAACGAUACUGUCAUUCACUUGAAGGCUACUUUCUCUCCCGACUAUGAAGAUGAAAGGAAGGAGACUCAGUACCUGCUUGCCAUCGAGACAAGUCCUGCACUGUCUCCUUGUUUCACUUCUCUGCCACGUACUACUCAUUUCUGAUCUGUGUAUUGGCCAAACCACCUCAGUCUGGCCUUUCUGCUUUUUUCCCUAAAGUGUUGUACAACCAGUCUCUUUGAACCGCUUCUCUCACCAAUCAGUAUUCUUCAGUGUGUGCCUGAGUGUUCACUGUUAAACGCGAAGUAUGUUGCGUGAUUUUACCGCGUGUGACGUUGCCGCUCUAGGUGUGUUCCUACGAUACGGGAGCAAGGAGUGGCGCAACUUACGCAGGGAUCGUAUUAUCACUUAUUUCGGGGUCUUAUCUUGCCAUUUUUUUAACGGGCUCUUGUGGAAGUUAUUCAAGGUAUUUAUUUAUUUUUUUUAUUAAGGUAAUGAUGGUGUAGUCUUAUUAGUGCUGAUUGUUUUUUCUUAGCAUUCAGAACGGCAGGAAGAGGGAAUAGAGAUUAAUUUCGUCUUUUAUAGUCUACGGCAUUACUAAGAUUAAUCUAAUAUGGUGUAGGUGAUAAUGGAAAAAAUGCUUAGCUGUGAGACGGUUAAUGAGGAUUCUACACCAUCAAUGGAGUAAGACCAUUGAGCACCUGGCUAAUCAUCUCCGCGGCUUAAAGUGAUGCCCCCGGUGUGAGAACAAAGCGUUUCUUAAUAUGUACCCAGGUCGUGACGCCUUGAAAUUGGACUCUGACCGUGGCCGGAAUAUUCUACAGGUGAAAUGACAGGUGUGCCGCAGACUCGUCCGGAAUGAUACGGGCUUUACAUCUGUCAUUCAUUUUUUUAUUUUUUUUUAUUUAGGUCAGAACACUUUUGAGUCAGCUUUGAAUUUACCUGUUGUUUUCCUAUCUUUGUUUUUAUUGAACUUUUAUGUUAUUGUCUUGUCUUUUGUGUGUGUGUGUGUGUGUGUGUGUGUGUGUGUGUGUGAACGUAACUUCUUCGUCAUAUCUGGACUCUUUUGUGUUUCCUGUAGUAAAAAGGAUGACGAUGGUGAUUAUGACGAUGAUGAUACUACUACAACUACUACUACUACUACUACUACUACUACUAAUAAUAAUAAUAAUAAUAAUAAUAAUAAUAAUAAUAAUGAUAAUAAAGACAAGAUAUCGAAGGAGCCACAAAGGAUCGUGUUUCUCGAGGGACCAAGAAGACUCAAUCCUCCUUAAUUCCUUGACAUUCAUUUGUCUGAGGGAGGGCGGGGAGCAACAAGGACAGAACCACUAGUCCAGCAACGGGCCACACUCGCUCCCACAGUGCUCAGCGUUUUCUCUCGUAUAGUCUUUCAAUCUAUUAGAAAUCUGUUAAACUGUCUGUUGUUGCUAGGAGGUUUUCAGUGGAUCAGAAGAUUUGAGACUAAAGGAAGUACAGGAUAGUGGAAAUGAUUGUAGGUUUCUGGACUCCUGAUUACGACCUUCUAUGCAGUGUUGACUACAUGUAUCUUGUAUCGUCAAGUUUAUUGAUUAUAAAGAGGAGAUGACUUGAAUUAACAGUGAGGAAAUGAUAAGUUAAUUAAUGAAAUUACUCUGAAACUGCUGAUUGUACGGAAACGAUGCCACUGAACAAAAUUAUAAACUUUUGAGCGUGAUCGGACAAGUAUUGAUAAAGGUAUGAAUUAGUUGGCAUUUGUUGGUCUCUUUAAUUCCGCACCGCAGAAUACAUCUUAAAAAUCCAUUAAUGCACAUUACAUACUUUAAGAAUUAUCCGGUCAAUUCACUUUAAGAAUUAUCCGGUCAAUUCACUUACUUUAAGAAUUAUCCGAUCAAUUCACAUACUUUAAGAAUUAUCCGGUCAAUCCACGUUUGUAUUUGGUAUUUUGUAAUCGAUAUAUUUCAUAAUGUAUUGCCCUUUUCUUCCUUUCUUCACACAACCGUCACAUUUCAUGGAAAAAAUAAUAAAUAAAUAUAUAAAUACGUAGUUUUCUUAAAUAGUCAUUUUUACUCAUCCUUUUUUUGAAUCCUUACUUUUAUUUCUCACUCAGUGUUUUUGUAACUUUUUUUUUCAAUCUAUAUGAAAGCCAUUUAAUUGCUAUUGGUUUUAUCGCUCUUUUUCAUCCCCUGUGUUUUCCAACUUUUCUAUUUGCCAGAGUUUUGUUUGUUUUUUUUAUCAUUUUUUUUAUUUCUAUAUUUUUUUUUAUCAAAUAUUAAAGUCACAUUCUAUCUGUAUAUUUUCUUUUUUUUCGACUUUUUACUUCGUCUUAGUUUUUCCUUACUGUAACAAAAUCUAACUCCUACGUUUAUUUUUUUUUUUCAUUAGUUAUCUUUUCCUCUUUACUAUAUCAAAAUCUCGUAAUUCAUACCAUUCCUCUUUUUUUUUCACUUUUGUUUCCACACCCUGUCUUUACUUUCAGUUUUUACCUUCAUCUUUCAUUUUUCUUCACAUCUUUACUUCUUUUUCUUCAUCUAUACCAAAACGUCGUAAUUUCUGUCAUUUAUUCUGUAUUUUCAACAUUUACCUUUAUUUUUUUCUUAUUCCUAUAGCAAAGUCUUCUAAUUCCUUCCUCUUACUACCUAUUUUUGUUUCAUGUUUAAGUUUAUUCAUCGUCUCCGUUUUCUGUAUCUACUCACGUAUCAGAACUUCCUAAAAUGUAUCUUGACAGUUUUUCAUUAUGCAUUUUCUUUUAUCUAUAGCAAACCAGGUUUCUAAUUUCCACCAUUUACUUGUUUUCGUUACAAAUUUUGUGGUUACUCAUCAUUGUUGUCUUUCUGUUUCCCAGUUAUCGCAUUACGUUCUUUACCUCUAACACUUCCCUCCAUGUUAUUUACUAAUACAGAUUUAUCAAAGCCUAUAUUUCACCAUUUACUCCUUAUUUUUACUACACAUUUACGUUAUUUUCAUUUUGUUAACAUACUCGUCAAAGAAAACUUCAAAAUCUCUGCCUUUCAUUUUUCACGUUCAACAUUUACCUCAAUUUUAAUCGUCUACACAUCAGAACCUUUCUAACUUUCACUUCAGAUUUGCAUGAUCUUUAUUUGUUCUACCUAUUCGUGCAUCAGAGCUUCCUACCUUCUACCUUUCAUUCUUCGCUUGGCAUAGUCUUAUCUUAUAAAUAUUUCUCUUCUAUUCCUUUCUGAGAUUGUAUUUCCAAACAUUUCAGCGUCUUUUCUCGAUAUGUUAUAAAAAAAAAAUACUUGUGUAGAAAUCACUGAGUGGUUUCAAUGGUGUUUUCAUGAUUUUAUUGAUUGUUUAACGAGAUUCCAGCUUCAUCAGAGAACACCCAUACAAAUCCGAUUUAUCAUCUCUAUAGCCUUUGAAAAUAGUCCUUCUGAAACCCCAAAAUGUUUCAGAAUAUGGAGCAUGACUCACUACUGUUGAUGAAAGAUUCAACGCCACGCAUCAUGGCAGCAGCAGUGACAGUGACUCCUACUCUUCACAUCCACAGCAAAACCACCACCUGCUUCUCCUCUUCCUCCUCGCUCCAUAACAUUAAGUACCGUGGCGACGUUAUCAGGGAAAACGAGGAGAGAGGGAGCGUAGAAAGCAUGGCUGUGUGUGAGGCACUGGAGAGAAGCAGGGCCAUUCUGAAGGCACUGGAGGAGAAGCAGAGGAAAGAAGAGGAGGAGCCUGGAGGGGAGGAGGGCGAGGAGCGACAAGUGCUGACUGGAAACAGAGAAAGGCGUGGAGAAGUGGAGGACGCUGAAAGGAAAAUUAGACUCGAGGAAGUGGGACAGAUGGAAAGGAAAGGGAAUGUGGAGCCUCGACAGGAGCAGGGGAGCGGCAGCCAGCGCGAGGCGGAGGACGGCAAAGAAAACGUGGAGAGAACUGGAAAUCGACCAAGAGCCUCUCAGAACGUUUCCUUUACGAGACCCGUGUGCCAGUACCUCCAGCAGGCCAGAGAAUUCUUCCCUCUCUUCGCUUCCUACUCCUCCUCCUCAUCCUCAUUCUCCUUCUCCUUCUCCUCUUCAUCCUCAUCGCUCUCCUCCUCCUCUUCUUCCUCCUCCUCCUCCUCCUGGGAUGUCAACAAACCAAGUGGAGGAACUGAAGUCUCUCAGCCAUGUGACUCGAGGAGGACUCAGAAUGGAGGAGGAGGAGAAGGAGGAGGAGGAGGAGGAGGAAGAGAUACACCAGACAAAAAGGAAAGGGAUGCGAGACUAAUAAAAAGGCAUGGAAGCUCAGAAAAUAACGCUGUGAUGAUAAAAGCAGGCAGGCAACGCAGGGAAACAAAAACGAGGAAAGAGGGAGUGAAAAAUGAAGAAGGAAAAGGAGAAAAAAGAGAGAGAAGAGGAGGAGGAGGAGGAAGAGAGGGUAAUUCUGUCGUUUCUCGUUCCCAGUCACAGGGAGGUCGAGUGUGUGAGUACCUGGACGCUGCCUCUCGUCAGCCUGGCGCCGCACCUGUCUGUGACUUCUUGGCGCACCUCAAUUUUGGCAAAGAAACACAAAAAUCUGACCCACAUAUGGAUCCGCCUGGCAAGGAUAAAGGCGCAGCUACUUUAAGUCAUCACUCCUCACCUGGCCUAGCUAAUUACGCACCUGCCUCCACUAACAGUCCACCUGAGUUAGUUAAUCCACGUAGUCCUGAUAAUCCUGAUAAUAUCCCACUUGGUACACUUCAUUACCAGUCGCAGCGUAGUCCACAUGAGGCGUCGCAAUACCUGCCUGGCGUGGUUGGCCGUCCAUCUGACUCACUCAAGGAAGUGACCGUGAAAUCGUGGAGUCCCCGCGAGGUGGACUUUUCCAUUAGCGAGCCUCACUCCUCCAGCACCCAGUCGUCCGUGAAUACUCUCGUUAGUGUGGAUUCUUCGCAACGCAGGAACGAUACUAGGUUCACAUGCGGGUUUCUCCAGCAGAGUUCUUCUUCCCUCACCUCCUCCACCACUACCACUACUACUGCUACCACUACCUUCCCUACCGAAGUUACAAACCAUGAUUCCAUCCAGCCUGGUUUUCCUAUCGCCAGCACCACCAUCGAUGUUAUUUCUACGCCUGCCACCCGUAGUAUCACCACCAUCACCACCACCAUGACCGAAGCCACCGCCAACACGUGUUUCGCUACCACAGCCACCCCUAGUUGUCCCUUCCUUCAGAAAUAUGAUCCUGUCACCACUGCCAAGGUCGCCCCCGCCUCAGCCACCGUCAGUGACAACACAAACACCGCAGCCAAAACCAUUAAGUGUCCAUUUCUUCAAGACAGAUGUCCUUUCGCCGCCACCACCACCACCACCACCACCACCACCACCACCACCACCACCACGACCACCAUUCUCACCAUUACCACCAACAACGAUAAUAACAAUAAUAACAACAACAGCAACACAAGAUGCCAGUUCCUUCACCGCAACACAUCACCCAGCAACACCACUGCAUUCUCUUGUCAGUAUCUCCUCAACACCACCACUACCACUGCUAACAACAGCAGCAGUAGCACUGACAAGAGUAACAACAAUAUCAACAACAACUGUAACAACAAUAACAGAUCCGCAUCUCCCAUCUCCACCACCACCGCCAUCACCAACAACAGCAACAGCAACACGAGAUGCCAAUUCCUUCACCGCAACACAUCACCCAGCAACACCACUGCAUUUUCUUGUCAGUAUCUCCUCAACACCACCAUCACUACCACUACUAACAACAGCAGCAGCAGUACUAAUAGGAGUAACAACAACAACAACAACAACAACAACAACAACAACAACAACAACAACAACAGCAGACCCGCGUCUCCCGCCACCACCAUCUCCAUCGCCAGCAACAGCAACACAAAAUGCCAGUUCCUUCACCGCAACACAGCAUCUCCCAUCACUACCACUGCGAUUUCUUGCCAGUAUCUCCUCAACACCGCUACCACUAGUAACAACAGCAGCUGCAACAGCAGUAGGAACAGCAGCAGCAGAAGUAACAGCAACAACAACAAAAACAACAACAACAACAACGAUAAAAACAACACAACCACAUCUCCCACCUUAACUAAAAUUUCUUGUCAAUAUCUUCUCACCACCAAAACCAUCAACAACAACAACAACAACAACAACAACAACAACAACAAUAACAACAACAACAACAACACUUCCACACAUCCUACCACUAGUACAGUUCAUUGCCAAUAUCUCCUCGCCACCACCACUAUCACAACCACUAACAACAAUAACAACGCAGCCACAUUUCCUGUCACCAACACAACUACCUGUCAUUAUCUCCUCAGUACCACCACUAACAACAACAACAACAAUCCCAACAACAACCACCACCACCACCACCCUUACCGAAACAUCCCCAGAAACGAAACUAGCAGAGGCAGCAUCACCAUCUCUGAAAGGAACACCAAGGAGGACGAAGGCACCAGAAACACCCAUUUGGAAGUACGUUCACACACUCAGAGGCUUCAUACAGCAGCUGCGGGACGAGACACCAGGGGCAGAGUGGGGAACGUCACAUCCAUACAGACGAAGGUGUUACAUAAUGGCGGGGGCAUGAACGAGCUGUGCGCCGCGCGGUAGUAGUGGACGCGUUGGACAGUUGGUAGAGAAGACCAACAUAUCUGGCGAGACUGACGAAGGCCGAGUCAAUAUUUUGCCAUUAGAGGCGAGGGGCGGCGGGCGCUCUGCAAACACCGGACAUCUGGCGGAGUCUCCCAUCGAGUCCUCCGUCGCCUCUAGAACACCUCGCACGCACGCCUUGAACAUGACUUGUAAAUGUGGUUAUCUUAGAACCACCACUACUACUACUAUUACUACUGCUGCCACUACUACUUCUACUUCUACUGCUACUACAAAUCACAGUCCAACUCACACAUGGGGCUCUGUAUCAUCCACCAAACAGGAUGGCCAGGACCCAAAUAGAAUCGCACUGGAAAUUGGCCACGAGGGAACUCCCAACCCAUUUUCUCCUACUCCCCCUCCUCUCCUUCCGUCGCCCGCCAAUCACCGCCUCGAGGCCGCCGCUAUUAGAGGUCACAACUCAUCUUCGACAGGUCAGCCUCCCGAGCCCUUCCACAGAGACGUCUGUGCGAGAAAGGAAUCCAAAAAUGAAAUUUUCAUUGAGGGUGGAAGAGUGCCAAAGAAUAACCUUAGUCUGGUUCCUAAAGAUGACCUGAAAGAAAAUGGUUCACCAGAAGGUCGUCUCAUAGAAAAACGUUUUCAAUGGGAGGCAGAACCUUGCUGACACGCGGAACGAAAGAACACGCAUCACGCUGAACAAAGACGCGGCGCUCGGCUCAUCUUCUCUCCUUGUCGAAGAAAACGAGCGAAUUCAUUCAGCGAGCAGCAACGGUGGUGUCUGUCACUACCUCCACGGCGCCUCAGGAAAAGCGACAGGACCUCGCCGCCUCACCUGCGAAUUUAUUGAGAAACUUACUAAAUACACUGGCAACUCUAAGAGAACUAGUGAGAGCGAAAAUGGGACGGCAGAAGAAAGGAAAGAAAGUGAAAAGGAAGAGCAGCAAAGGUCACUGGGUCAGGAUCAAACGGAAGGAGGUAAUAAUAAGACGCCAAUAUCUGCCGGGAAAAUUCCUGGUGGUGGUGCCAAAUUCAUAAGUCAAUUUCACCAGAAAUUUACUGAAUCCAGUGUCUUGUAUCGGAGCCCACAUGACCCACCGCGGCCACACUAUGAUGCAAGCCCGAACUCUGUCCACGGACACGGUGGCCAGCAGGGAGGUGCGGGGGAAGAGGGGAUGGCAGGGGCACCAGGAAUCCUCUCAUGUGUACACCCCGACGGAGAGGCGGCACCGACCCAGCCACGCGCCUCGAGGGAACACACACCGCGUCACCGUGAGGGUGCAUCCAUCACGCUGGCAGACAGGGAUCCCCCAGCAGGGCAGGAGCCCGGGCGUGCAUCCCCCCGCGGCGGGCGCCGCGCCUCGCACCACAACACCUCGUCCCUCACAGAAGAAUUUCACCCUAAGUCCUCCUUUCAUUUCCCCGUGCAGAGAGGGAAAGACGAGUGGCAUUUCUCUCCGUCACCUCUCCUCACGAGUGGGCUGGAGUUAAAAAUGACGCUUGGCCCAUGUCCGGCCCCUGGCAAGGAAGACGAGGACAAGGCCGAGACCGAAAAGGCAGAAGAGGAGCUCUCCGACACGUCUGGCAGCGCCGCCCUGGAGGAAUACGACCCUCGUUUGAUACGGUCGAGGUCAGGCAGUCCUUCAGACGAAACGAGAACUAAUGACCUAGAGCUGCCGCCAGCUGAACGGAAGGUCAAACUCUGCGCGGUGUCAGCAAAAAGCGAGGAAAAACGUUGCAGAAUGACAAAGAGAAAUUCUCUCUCAGUUUCGACACCCGAUGAGUUGGCGACACGCAGCGAAAAUUUCAGAAAUGAAGAAAUUUACCAAAACGCAGAACGCAGCCGUAACACCGCAACCCGCGACAGACUGACGGCAGGCCAUCCACAGUGGUCAGCACCUCAGCCCGCGGCCAGCUGGUUGCGGGAGACUUGGGGCGGCGCCGAGUUGGCACACAGACCCGUGACCUCAGUAACACCGGUAGCUCACAGCAAGGGCCGAGUGGCCUCGCCUGUCACCACACAACACCACGUCAAGACCUGCGGCUUCCUGCUCAGGGUCCAGGAGGUGCUGCGUUCCCUGCCAGGUACCGAGAUGGCUCGCGCCGCGCCUGCACCGGAGACAGUGACGAGUGAAGACAAAUAGCGGCCGAUACGUCACCAGAGUG